Messenger RNA from Anoplopoma fimbria (sablefish), 1363 nucleotides. RefSeq names its product endothelin 1 (gene edn1). Gene Ontology annotation, molecular function: endothelin A receptor binding; hormone activity; endothelin B receptor binding. Gene Ontology annotation, cellular component: extracellular region. NCBI's taxonomy places the organism in Eukaryota, Metazoa, Chordata, Actinopteri, Perciformes, Anoplopomatidae. The transcript has 5 exons. Gene Ontology annotation, biological process: regulation of vasoconstriction; regulation of systemic arterial blood pressure by endothelin; intracellular calcium ion homeostasis. The coding region runs from base 22 to 729 and encodes 235 amino acids. The record is from RefSeq and is a predicted model, not a curated record.
CGUAUAGGACUGAUACACUGGAUGGUUAUUUUGUCCACUACUGGAGGAUUAAUCAUUUUUCUUGAGCAAAAUUUCUUUUUCGAAUUAGAAGAGCCUGGAGUUAUGGAUAUAUACAUUUUGAUUUCCGCGUUGUCAGUGAUGCUCUCCUGGUUUAUGUGCACAGUGCUAUCGGCGCCAGCUGGAGAGACAUCCACUGCUGGAGAGACAUCCACUGCCUCCACCGACACCAAGCCGCUGCGCCAUGUGCGGAACAAACGCUGCUCCUGCGCGUCUUUCGAGGACAAUGAGUGCGUCUACUUCUGCCACCUGGACAUCAUAUGGGUCAACACUCCCGAGCGCGUGGUCUCGUACGGACUGGGCAACGCUCCCAGAACGAAGCGCGCGGCCUCGGACUCCAUGGCAACCAGCAGCGAUCCUCGCUGCCAGUGUCUCCGCCAAAACGACAACGCAUGUCGAAACUUCUGCCGGCUGGAAAACCACCUCAGGUAUGAAACGUCCCCAGACACGGUGAUCCGCUCCGCCGAGGGCGACGGCUGUGCCGAGGCGCAGUGCAAACACAAGCCGGCAGCAGACACGGGCACGAUUAACAGGGUGAGGAACAGCAACAAGAAACGGGUGUCACCUCUAGCAAUCAGGGCUGCCUUAAGAACCCGUCUGCUGCUCAAGAAGUGGAGGGCGAGGCAGCACCACAGGGCAAGAGCUUGGGAGGGCGAGAGCAAGGCCUCCUAAAGAUGACAGAUGAGCUUCGCACCUUGUUAUGCUGAAGGGGGGUUUCAUUAGCCCUUCUCUAGAAGCCAGUGGGGAGCCCCGUGGAAGGACAAUGGAGAGCCCAAAUGAGCUUGGCCAGCGUCCUCCGUGUCGGCUCUGUGGCUGCGGCGUCAGAGCUGGACUGUGUCGCACUUCAUGAGACAGACGAACGGAGUCAAAGACAAUAGAGGGAGUUCAGGUGAAGGGAGAUAAGCUGAACGGAGGACUUGGCCUCAGUCUGCACUAUCAAGACAUUCAUCUUGCAGGUGUCACGGUCAGAGCCUUUGGACUCAGAAGAAAAACAACAAAUAGCAUUUCAAAAACUUGAUAUUACUGGAAGGAUUUCACAUAAAUCCCUCUGUUACAGAAAAUAAAAAUCACUGCCGUAUAUGGAAGAAGGCAGUCCUGCUUAUUGUAUUUCAAAAUUUCAAAAUGGCAUUAUACAGCUGCAUAAGCAGACUGUUAUACAAGAUAUACUGUGUUAUAGAGUGGAUCAUGUGCCUUAUGUCACUGUUCUACACAAGACUUUUUUCCAACCGACUGAAAAUAUUUGCUACAUUUUACCUAAAAGCUUGUCUUGUAUGUGAAGUCAUUGUAGCUAUGCUGUACAGUAGCU